UCACAUGACAGCUCCGUCUGGGAACCAGGAAGUUAGAGGGCGGGGCUUUGCAAAGGGCUGGUGGGCUGAUAAAACAAGCAUCCACCAUGACAGCCAUCAAACAUGCUCUCCAGAGGGACAUCUUCACACCCAACGAUGAGCGUCUGCUCGGCAUUGUUAAUGUCUGCAAGGCAGGGAAGAAAAAGAAGAACUGCUUCUUGUGUGCCACAGUUACCACGGAGAGGCCUGUCCAGGUUAAAGUAGUUAAGGUGAAGAAAUCUGACAAGGGGGACUUUUACAAACGACAGCAGACGUGGGAACUCCGAGAUCUGACAGAGGUAGAUGCCAAAGAUGCAAGCAAGGAAAAUCCUGAAUUUGACCUUCACUUUGAGAAGGUGUAUCGGUGGCUGGCCAGCAGCACAGCUGAAAAAAACUCCUUUAUCUCAUGCAUUUGGAAGCUGAACCAGCGAUACCUGAGGAAGAAGGUGGAGUUUGUGAAUGUCAGUUCUCAGCUGCUGGAAGAGUCGGUACCGAGCGGCGAGAGUCAGAGUGUUGCCGGGGGCGAUGAGGAUGCGCUGGACGACUACCAGGAGCUGAGCACCCGUGAAGAGCAGGACAUCGAGAGCAUGAUGGAGAUGUGCGAGUAUGCCAUCUCCAAUGCUGAGGCUUUCGCCGAGCAGCUCUCCAGGGAGCUGCAGGUUCUAGAUGGGGCCAAUAUCCAGUCCAUUAUGGCAUCGGAGAAGCAGGUCAACAUCCUGAUGCAGCUGCUGGAUGAGGCGCUGGGUGAGGUGGACACCAUCGAGGGGAAGCUGAGCAGCUAUGAGGAGAUGCUCCAGAGCGUCAAGGAGCAGAUGGACCAGAUCUCCCAGAGCAACCGCCUCAUCCAGAUCAGUAACACCAACAACGGCAAACUGCUGGAUGAGAUCCAGUUCUUAGUGAACUACAUGGACCUUUCAAAGGGACACAUCAGAGCCUUGCAGGAGGGAGACCUGACCUCCCCUAAAGGUAUCGAGGCCUGCAUCAAUGCCUCUGAGGCUCUUCUGCAGUGCAUGAACGUGGCCCUCCGACCAGGCCACGAGAAGCUGAUGGCUGUGACGCAGCAACAGCUCCUGUUUGCUGAGCUGAGAGACACCUUUGCUCGCCGCCUCACCAAUCACCUCAACAACGUGUUUGUUCACCAGUUCAACCACUUCAGUCACUUCAAAAUGACCAUCCCUCAGUUCUAUAGGUCCUCCUGUCUGUCGCUUCCAGGCCAUGACCAGAGCUCCACCCUGUCGCAGCACACAGCUGAGCUGACCCUGCCCAAACACAACCCCCUCCACAGGGACCUGCUGCGCUACGCCAAGCUCAUGGAGUGGCUGAAGAACACCCACAGGGAGAAAUAUGAGGGCCUAUCCAGGACUUAUGUUGACUAUAUGAGCAGAUUAUAUGAACGAGAAAUCAAAGACUUCUUUGAGGUGGCCAAGAUAAAGAUGGCGGGUACAACCAAGGAGGCCAAGGGCAAGUUUGCCACGCUUCCGCGGAAAGAGAGUGCUCUCAAACAGGAAACAGAAAGCCUUCAUGGCAGCUCUGGGAAGCUGACAGGCUCUACCUCGAGCCUGAACAAACUGACAGUGCAGGGCUCCAACAGCCGGCGUUCCCAGUCUUCCUCACUGCUGGACAUGGGCAACAUGUCCGCCUCCGAUCUGGACGUGGCCGAUAGGACCAAGUUUGACAAGAUAUUCGAGCAGGUCCUCAGUGAGCUGGAGCCUCUGUGUCUCGCAGAACAAGACUUUAUCAGCAAGUUCUUUAAGCUGCAGCAGCACCCGACGGUUACACCCCCUCUUGCUCAGCCUGAAACAGAGGAAUCAGAUGGAGGCACGCCGUCAAGAAUCCCUCCCCAGGCUGAUCACAGACACUCCUUGUCAUCAGAGAAAGACAUGGUGCGGAUGAUGAUGAAUAAAAUCUUCCAGAGCAUCGAGACGGAGCUCAACAGUCUCAUCGCUCUGGGCGACAAGAUUGACAGCUUCAACUCUCUCUACAUGCUGGUGAAGAUGAGUCACCAUGUGUGGACAGCUGAGAACGUUGACCCGGCCUCUUACCUCAGCACUACUUUGGGAAAUGUGCUGGUCACUGUCAAGAGGAACUUUGACAAAUGCAUUUCUGGUCAGAUCAGACAGAUGGAGGAAGUGAAGAUUUCAAAGAAAAGCAAAGUUGGUAUCCUGCUUUUCGUUACUGGCUUUGAGGAGUUUGCUGAGUUGGCUGAAACAAUAUUCCGUAAUGCAGAGCGCAGAGGGGACUUGGAUAAAGCUUACGUCAAACUCAUCAGGGCUGUCUUCAUGAAUGUGGAGAAAGUAGCCAAUGAAAGCCAGAAGACGCCGCGGGACGUUGUGAUGAUGGAGAAUUUCCACCACAUCUUUUCCACACUGUCACGUCUAAAGAUCUCCUGUCUGGACGCAGAGAGGAGAGAGGCCAAGCACAAAUACACAGACCAUCUGCAGUCCUAUGUGAUCAACUCUCUGGGCCAGCCUCUAGAAAAACUCAAUCAUUUCUUUGAAGGAGUCGAGGCACGUGUAGCGCAGGGUGUCCGCGAGGAGGAGGUGAGCUACCAGCUGGCCUUCAACAAACAAGAGCUGCGUAAAGUUAUCAAAGAAUAUCCUGGCAAAGAGGUAAAAAAGGGACUGGACAACCUUUACAAGAAGGUGGACAAACAUCUGUGUGAAGAAGAAAGUCUGCUACAGGUGGUGUGGCACUCCAUGCAAGACGAGUUCAUCCGUCAGUACAAGCACUUUGAAGAUCUGAUCGGCAGAUGCUACCCUGGAUCUGGAAUCACCAUGGAGUUUACCAUCCAGGACAUGUUGGAGUACUUCUCCAGCAUUGCUCAGUCUCAUUAGUCUAGCUGCUACACACCGUUUCAAUAGUAAUUCACUACUGGCUCACACUGAUACACUAGCUACUCACAAACUACUCUGUUUUGUUUUAUGGACGAUGAACAUUUCCUGUGUGUCUGUGUUUUCAUGAAAGGGAUAUGUAUAUUGAACAGUGGUGCAGAGAGCUCUGCAUUGUGUGUGUGUGUCUGUUCCUUUGAUAUUCAACAGCUCUGCUCUAAAUACUUUAUUGUUUGUUAUAUUUUUGUCAUUUCUUUAUGCCAUAUGUACAUAUUAAAUUCGCAAUUGCCGACCCAUUCAAUGCCA
Morone saxatilis (striped sea-bass) is the source of this 3152-nucleotide messenger RNA. RefSeq names its product exocyst complex component 1 (gene exoc1). The coding region runs from base 87 to 2852 and encodes 921 amino acids. Gene Ontology annotation, molecular function: phosphatidylinositol-4,5-bisphosphate binding. The transcript has 20 exons. The record is from RefSeq and is a predicted model, not a curated record. Gene Ontology annotation, biological process: exocytosis; Golgi to plasma membrane transport. Gene Ontology annotation, cellular component: plasma membrane; exocyst. NCBI's taxonomy places the organism in Eukaryota, Metazoa, Chordata, Actinopteri, Moronidae.